Molecule: messenger RNA, 9996 nt
Organism: Pristis pectinata (smalltooth sawfish)
Lineage: Eukaryota; Metazoa; Chordata; Chondrichthyes; Rhinopristiformes; Pristidae
Gene: ppfia4
Product: PTPRF interacting protein alpha 4
Exons: 31
Coding region: 129-3902 (1257 amino acids)
Biological process (GO): synapse organization
Cellular component (GO): presynaptic active zone
Molecular function (GO): protein binding
Source: RefSeq, a predicted model, not a curated record
CCUUGCGGCUGGCGGGAGGGUCAUCGAUCGGCGGUUGAAUUCAUGUAGAGCCUCCGGGUUUGUGAUCCAAUUCAUCUUUAUCGUGCGAAGGAAGCAUCACCUGGUUAGUCUUCGAGUGGGUCUGGAGGAUGAUGUGCGAGGUGAUGCCCACCAUCAGCGAGGAUACCCUCCACCAGAGGGGCUCGCAGAACGGCUCGGAGGACGCCAAUUUCGAGCAGCUGAUGGUCAACAUGCUGGACGAGCGGGACAAGUUGAUGGAGACCCUGCGGGAAACGCAGGAAACUUUGUCCGUCACUCAGGAGAAGAUGCAAGAGGUGGCUCACGAAAGGGAUCUGCUGCAGCGCCAGCUGAAUUCGGCUCUACCCCAGGAGUUUGCCGCACUGACAAAGGAACUGAAUGCCUGCAGAGAACAACUUUUGGAGAAAGAGGAAGAGAUUUCUGAACUGAAAGCAGAGAGGAACAACACCAGACUGUUACUUGAACAUCUGGAGUGCCUUGUGUCAAGACAUGAGAGGUCAUUGCGAAUGACUGUGGUCAAGCGACAAUCACAGUCUCCAUCAGGAGUUUCCAGUGAAGUUGAAGUUUUAAAGGCAUUGAAAUCAUUAUUUGAACAUCAUAAAGCUUUGGAUGAAAAGGUUCGUGAGCGACUCCGAGUUGCUCUUGAGAGAGUAUCAACGCUGGAAGAGCAGUUGUCUUCAGCCAACCAGGAGAUGACUCUACUGAGGCAACAAACUGCACACACACACAGGAAAACAGCUGUUGGUGAGGGUCCAGAAGAUUUGCAAAUCUCAGAGAGCACAGAAGCUGCUCUGAAGACAACGUGGAAGAGACUUUCAAAUGGUUCCAUUGAUCCCAAUGAUGAGGUUAGUCGGGUUGUGGAGAUGCAGGAUUUGCUGGAGAAACAGAACUUUGAAAUGACGCAGAUGAAAGACCGCCUGUCUGCAUUAUCAGCACGCGUGGCAGAACUGGAGGAAGACCUGGAUACAGCCAGGAAGGAUCUGAUCAGAUCUGAGGAGAUGAACAAUAAGUACCAGAGAGACAUCAGGGAGGCAAUGGCACAGAAGGAAGACAUGGAGGAGAGGAUUACAACACUUGAAAAGCGUUAUCUAGCUGCACAAAGAGAGUCCACGUCAGUACAUGAUCUUAAUGACAAACUUGAAAAUGAGCUUGCAAAUAAGGAUUCUUUGCACCGCCAGAGUGAAGAGAAGAAUCGACAUAUCCAGGAACUGCUGGAGCUGGCUGAGCAAAAGCUGCAACAGACAAUGAGGAAGGCUGAGACCUUGCCUGAGGUGGAGGCUGAACUUGCUCAACGGGUCGCAGCACUGACAAAGGCAGAAGAAAGGCAUGGGAGCAUAGAAGAACGCUUAAGACAACUGGAGAGUCAGCUAGAAGAAAAAAAUCAAGAACUUGGACGAGCUCGACAACGAGAAAAGAUGAACGAAGAGCAUAACAAGCGUUUGUCGGACACUGUGGAUCGACUGUUGUCAGAAUCAAAUGAACGACUCCAGCUUCACCUGAAGGAACGAAUGGCUGCUCUGGAAGAGAAAAAUACAUUAAUACAAGAAGUUGAAAAUACAAGAAAACAACUUGAAGAAUAUCAUCAGGACAAGGAGAGGCUGGCGAAUGAAAUAGGAAAGUUAAGGACAGAAGUGGAGCAGCUGAAAUUAAAGACAGGGGCAUUUGCAGAAAGUGUCCAUCCACGAACUCAUUUGGGCAGUGCAACAGAUUUGCGAUACACACUUAGUUCUGUGGUGGAGGCACAGCCUGAACACUAUGGGACCCCAGCAGUGCUAAGGCGACCUCAGAAAGGGCGUUUCACCUCCCUGCGGGAUGAACCUAAGAUUCAAACACUAAAUGAACAGGACUGGGAAUGCGCUCAGCAAGCAAAUGUUCUGACCAGUGCCACACACGCUUUUGAAAGUGACACAGAAAUGUCCGACAUUGACGAUGAGGAUGGAGAGACGAUGUUCAGUUCAGCUGAUCUGCUUUCACCGAGUGGGCACUCAGAUGCUCAGACUCUGGCUAUGAUGUUACAAGAACAACUUGAUGCUAUCAAUAAAGAAAUCAGUCUUUUCCAUGCCAGGAUGAUCCAAGAGGAGAAGGAGUCCACUGAGCAACGAGCUGAGGAGAUUGAAUGCCGUGUGGGGAGUGGAAGCAUGGAUGGGCUAAAUUUAACUCGCAUUCGAACGGGGACUUCCAUUCCAACUUCUCUCACUGCCCUAUCUCUCACCAGUUCUUCUCCACCCGUUAGUGGACGCUCCACACCCAAGCUUACUCCUCGCAGUUCGUCCCAUGACCUGGACCGUAUGGGCAUCAUGACACUGCCUAGUGACUUAAGGAAGCACCGUCGGAAGUCUCCAGUGACAAGGGAGGACAACCGUGAAGAUAAAACGACAAUCAGAUGUGAAACAUCGCCUCCUUCGUCUCCGCGGACCAUGAGGCUGGAAAAGCUUGCCCACUCACUGCAGCAAACAAGUCAAGAAGAAGGACGAAGCACAUUGACAGCAGAGGAGCUGGCUAGCAAUCCCAGCAGCAACAACAGCAGCCAGGACUCAUUGCAUAAGGCUUCAAAGAAGAAAGGCAUCAAAUCAUCUAUAGGCCGUCUGUUUGGCAAAAAGGAGAAGGGACGGCUAGGCCAGCUCAGUAAGGAAAUGGCAUCAGUUCAUGGUUAUGGAUAUUUUGGUGGCAUAUUGGAUGCAGAAAUGACUAUUCAGGACUCCCUUACUCUGGGUAAACUUGGAACACAAGCAGAGAGAGAUCGAAGGUUAAAGAAAAAGCAUGAAUUGCUGGAGGACGCUCGGCGGAAAGGUAUGCCCUUUGCACAAUGGGAUGGACCAACGGUUGUGUCAUGGCUAGAGCUGUGGGUAGGAAUGCCAGCCUGGUAUGUUGCAGCCUGCCGAGCCAAUGUGAAGAGUGGCGCUAUCAUGUCAGCUUUGUCUGACACAGAGAUACAGAGGGAGAUUGGAAUCAGCAAUCCACUUCAUCGAUUGAAGCUCCGACUGGCAAUACAGGAGAUGGUGUCAUUAACGAGUCCAUCAGCUCCACCAACAUCAAGAACGUCUUCUGGAAAUGUCUGGGUGACUCAUGAGGAAAUGGAAAACCUGGCGGCUUCAGCAAAAACGGAGAAUGAGGAGGGCAGUUGGGCUCAGACCCUGGCUUAUGGAGAUAUGAACCACGAGUGGAUUGGUAAUGAAUGGCUUCCCAGCCUUGGAUUGCCCCAGUAUCGCAGCUAUUUCAUGGAGUGCUUGGUGGAUGCACGGAUGCUUGACCAUCUGACCAAGAAAGACCUGCGAAUGCAUCUGAAGAUGGUUGAUAGCUUUCAUCGCACAUGUUUACAUUACGGUAUAAUGUGUCUAAAGAGAUUAAACUAUGACAGAAAGGAUCUAGAGCGGAGGAGAGAAGAAAGCCAACAUGAAAUUAAAGAUGUGUUGGUGUGGACUAACGACCAAGUCAUUCACUGGGUGCAAUCUAUUGGACUUCGUGAGUAUGCAAACAACAUAGUUGAAAGUGGAGUACAUGGAGCCUUGAUAGCCCUCGAUGAAAAUUUUGAUUACAGCAGUCUGGCAUUACUACUACAAAUUCCUACACAAAAUACUCAGGCAAGGCAGGUCUUGGAGCGUGAAUUCAACAACCUGUUGGCCUUAGGAACUGAGCGGAAGUUGGAUGAUGGUGAUGACAAAAGUUUCAGGCGUGCACCAUCAUGGCGAAAGCGCUUUCGGCCACGAGAGGUCCAUGGUAUAACAAUGAUGGCGGGGUCUACAGAAACACUACCUCCAGGGUUCAGGGUUACAGCAAUGUCCACCCCAGCUCCGUCAGUGCAGCCGAAGAAAAUUCAACCAGAAGUUGGUACAUCAGGGACACAGAGGUUAGACACAUCAACAGUACGCACAUACUCCUGCUGACAUCUAGAUCAGUCAGGGAGUCAGCGGUGAUUACCGUGCAUUCCCACUACUUGUAUGGACACAUGCUCGCUGCCUUUCGGGAAUAAUCCACUACAUCUCUGUGAGAUCAACAAUGGAGGUCAAAUGCUGUUGCACAAAACUUAGAAAGGCAUAGAUGGUUUGAAUGUAUGUUGAAUAUAAAUGGGCAAUAGUUUUACUUACGUUCAACAAAAUACUUAACACUAUCAUUUUAUUUAUCUGGUAAUGACUUUCUUCAUUGGAUUAUCCUUUACAAUGCUGGUAGAGAAUUUUAGGGUUUCAUUUUUGAGAUGUUUCACUGUAAUAUUGUUAUAAUCCAAGUAUUAUGUAGUAAUUCUGUCAACUUUUAACCUCAAGUACAGUUGUAGUUUCAUUGGUUGUAUUUUUUUUCAAGUGUAUCAUAUCUGCUGUAUGUAAACGUAUGGCCAUGAAGUAAUGCAAGUUUUUUAUGUAAAUGUAUAUAAAUAUGGCUGACUGUAACAGCAUUUUUUAGAUAAUUUAAUGGAAUUUGAAGAAUAUAGAUUCUACCUAAAUGCUGUCUUAAUUAUUGAUGUUGCUGCCAUUUUUAUCUUGCUAUAUUUCAAAGACAUCUUGUUCUAUUUGAUGAGCAUUUGUUCAUUUUCAACAAAUCAUGUGUGCAAAUAUGUGUCUACCAUGCCAAUUGUAGCACAUGAUAUGAUGACUGGAUAGCUUUAUUCAUUAUUUUUCGUUUAUUGUGGAAAUGGCAACUGUUAAACUGAGUCCUCCUAUAAGUAAUGCAUUGAUUUUCCAAUUGGCAGCAGUUCCAGGCUCCCAAAAUCUCUUGUUCCACUGAUCAUUGAAAAACAUAUUUUUUGACUCCUGAUACGAAUACAACUGGUUUUCAAAUUAGCCUUGUGGUUGGUUACACAAGGUUUGUUCCCUUUGUUUUUAGGACUCCUGAGUCUUGCACAUCAUUUGCUGUAUUCAUUUCAAUUUACUUUCUUAAACUGCAGAUUUGAAUAGUUUUCUCUCUUCCUUAUUUCCCCUCAUUCAUUAUUGAAUGUACAGACCUGAUUGCAAAGCAUCCUUUUUAGAAUAUUACUUCUGAGGCAGCAAAGCAGCACAGCAUUCGCACGUUUUUAACCUCCAGUGCUGAUCAUUCUGAUUUCAGAUACAAUAAUGAGCUCUGAUGUUAAUUCAACUAUUCACAAUAUUUUGAAAUGGGUGGUUUCUACUGCAAAGCCUUCAAAUAUUGAGAAAGUUUAGGAUCAAAGGAAAGUUAUUAGCAUUUUCUCAAAAGAUGCCUUGUAUUGUUUAAACUAAGUAUUUCCUGUUGUGAUUCCCACUUUUAAAUAUAUACUUCUAAAACCAGAAUCAAAGCAUUUUGUCUUUUUCCCUAUUUUAAGUGGAUAUAACGAGCUAAUAGUUGAUGAAAUGUGACAGAUGAGUGCUGUUAAACUGAUUACACCCAGACUACCUGGGACACAGGGAAACGAUUUCCCAAAAUAGGAAAACAAAGUAACACUUUACCAUACCAGAUAUUUCAGGAGGAAUUUAGACAUGCUCCUUUAAAGUGGCUAAGCACUGGCACUUUCUGUUCCAUGAGUCUUUGUGACUAUCCCUUGAAAAUUGUUGACCAUUGAUAACUUUUAUGAAGGUUAACAAAAUGUUAAUCCUAUUUUAUAAAAUUCAUUUUAAUAAAUUGAUAAAUAUAUAUAUUAUAUACAGUCCUUCAAAGCUGUUGAAGUGUGCAUCUUUUUAAUUCAGCACUUUGUGGAAAGCAGUCAAAAUGUUUCUCAGACAUGAGUGUUUUACAAGUACAAUACUUAAUUGUACUCACUUUAGCAUUUUAAUUCCCAAGUGCCGCAAAAAUAAAGUAACGACUUCUUCCUAUUUAAUGAGUUCAGCAUUAGGUGACGUGCAGAGAAUGUACAGGACCACAGAAUGAUCUGACACCAAGCUCUGGUUAUAAUUUUCAGCCUGUGAAGGACAAAAUUAUUUGUUGAAGUCCAAAAAGAAUAGGAAGUCAUAAAUACUUAUCUUAGUAACAGCUGUGAUAUUGUAGCCCAAGGUUUUAUUGAAUUUAUCCAAUGCAUUUUGGACAAUGUCACCAGAAUCUUCUAAAUCCAAUUUUCGCCUGACUAGUAAAUUUGAAAAUUGUCUCCAGUUCCUUUCCCAGUUCAUGAGAGAAAGCAUACUUAAUAAAAAUGCCUAAAAAUAACUUAUUCUAAUUAUGGGAAAGCAUUGAAUAACUUUUUUCCUCCAUAUUUCAUAUUCAAAAUAAUUUAAUAGCUAGAUUUAAAUGUUCUUAGUAAAAUAUAUGAAAAUCAUGUUAUUUUAUGUUAAUUGAACAUGGUGUUUGUUUUUAAACAUUUUCCCUCUGAAUAUAUUGGCAAUCUUUGAGAAGUAUCUGUGCUCAAGUUAAUGAAAUUUAUUGUUAACGCAGUGCACUGAGUUUACAUAAUACUUGUUUUAUUAACAGGCACACUAAUUUUAAGAGAUACUUGGUUUCUUGUGGCAAUUCAGUACAAUUUACCCAGCUGCUUUUGUUUGAAGUAUAACAUUGCAGCAUUUUGUUAAAAUAUAAUAUUUUCAGGUAGGUGGAUUAUGAAUAAACAGCUCAGGAAGCAUGUUGAUCAAAGUUUUAAGUAGUUAACCAGAAAAACUGGAGUGGGUCUAUUGUGUCUCACCAAAGUCCAAUUUUGUUCUUACUAACACACAAAUACCAUAAUUCAGUUUAAAAUCUCUUUGAUAACACAAUACAUCAUUUAAUGUGAAUUUGCAUCAUACUCCUGUCCAUAAAUUAUGACCAUAUUUAAUCAUACAUUUGAAAAAAAUGAAACACCUUUCCUUCAUUUCUGUAAUAAAAUCACCAUUCUAUCUAAUGCUUCUAUUUAACACUCUCUUUCCAUCAUCACUUCCCCCCAGAUCAUCCCUGCCCUUUUCUUUCUGGUACUCAGUCCUUGAUUUUACCCUUUAUUUAUGCCAAGUUUGCCUUGUCAUAUGGUAAUUGUCUUUUUACCAAAUGUACUAAUUCAAAGAAAAAGAAAUUCCUGCAUAUGAAGAGAUAAGUGAGUGAUAUCAUUUGACUGUACAGCAUUCUGUAACUUAUUGCCUGUUUUUUGACAAUGAACAUAUCUUCUGAGUGUGCUGUGGUGAUAGUACAGAUCCUCGUUGACACAUAUCUACUAGUUCUUUUUUUAAUUUAACACGAACAGAGGUCAGGCUGGGACGAGGAGGGAGUGUGAUGGUAGUACUCAAAAUAAAUACACUAUAAAUGGUUGAACAUUCAUGGAAUUUGAUUUCUUGAAAGAAAAUGUUGUCUACUUACCUUUGAAUCAGGUGGAUGUGUAUUUAAAUUAUAAAUGUAAGUUUUAAAACAUCUGAAUUCCUGGGAUUCAUCAUUGAAUGCUUGUACACCAUCUAUUUCAUUAAACUGUGACAUAGUAAGAUGAACUCAACAUAAAUUAAGGGGAUCUGUUUCGAGAUUAUUCACUUUUUAUUAGUGUCAACAAAGAAACUUUUUGAAAAGAAGCAUAUCCAUUAGUUUACAUGGACCAAUUCUGCAACUCUGGCAGCUUUGUUAGUCAGUUCCCCUUUGUAUCUAUCACAAAACCAUUCAGCAAGUACAUAGUGCUUAAAAAAGGCUGGGUUGUGAGCUUCAAAUACCAAUGCACUUUAAAUAUUGUUUAACACGUUAAGGUGAUUUUUGGAUUAAACUUGGAGAUGUACCAAGAAUACUUGGAGAUCUGCUUUGCACUGAAUGUAAAAAUGUUGGUGUCCAUGUAACUAGGAUGGUUCACAACGUCAUACUGUAAUACAUGAGCUACUUUUGAGGAGACUAAAUAAAUUAUGUUAAAGCUAUUAAACACAAGUGCCCACAUUUUAGAUAGAUAGAUAGAUAUUUAUUUAUUAGUCACAUGUACAUCGAAACACACAGUGACGUGCCUCUUUUAGCGUUACUGUGCUGGGGGUAGCCCGCAAGUGUCGCCACGCUUCUGGCGCCAACAUAGUAUGCCCACAACUUCCUAACCCGUAUAUCUUUGGAAUGUGGGAGGAAACCGGAGCACCCGGAGGAAGCCCACGCAGACACAGGAAGAAUGUACAAACUCCUUACAGACAGCAGUGGGAAUUGAACCCGAGUUGCUGGCGCUGUAAUAGCGUUACGCUAACCAUUACACGACCGUGCUUAAGGUGUAUUAACAUCUGAGGAGCAUUAUCCUCAGCUCAGGACACAUUAUUUUGAAAUAUCUGAUCUUAUCAGCCAAAACAUAAAGCAGACUCUUGGGGAGUCCCACCCUUAUAAAGAUGCGUAUAAAUCCUUCUGUGACUGGCUUGGCCAAAAAACAUGACUAUUUUUCUCAGUUUUUAUACCCAAUGUUGAAGUGUUUUGUGGGUGCAUGUUUCCAUAGUCACUUAUCUUGAUGAUACAUUUUCAGCUCCUUGCUGCCACUCUCCUCCUCCUUGUCUAUUUGAUUUUCACCUUUUUAAAGUAGAUGAAAGAAGGGAUAUACCUUGCAAGUUUUAGAUUGAGAACCAACUUAUUUGACAUAUGCAGAUCUGCAAUUUAUAGUUUUUGCAGCAUGUAUAGGUGGAAUAAUAAAACCGAUGUUUAACAGUGCUGUUUAGACCUUUAACUCACUUGAAGGAGCAAUGUGUGCCAUGCUAGGUUUUACAUAGGCAGGAAUGUGUUGAUCUAAAAACUCAAUUUAAAAAAACACCUUUGCCUUGUGUUUAUAUGUAUAGCCACAAACACUAUGUUGGGGAAUAGUGAAGCUGGGGAAGAUGUUGGUUUGAUUAAUGUUUAAACAUGUCAGAACAGGUGUAAUCAGUGUUUGGAUAAACAUUUGUAAAUUCAAUUCAUAGGUUACCUCCUCAUGGUGAAGUAAGUUGAGUUAUGGUCUUUAGCAAAACAUUUAUUUCCAUAUCUGGCGAACUGUUAUGCAGUCAUCAGUUGACAGUUCCCAUUCAAAAUACAAAUAUCUUUAUCAUCUAUAUGUGAGCAAUACUAAUGCAAUGGCCAACUUGUCUCAGUGUGCAGCUGUGAUCUCUGAGCUGUCUAAUGCUGAUAGCUAUGAAGAGUCAAUUCACACAAUCUAACAUUAUGCUGUUAGAAGGAAGGAUUAACAAUUGGCUUGCACUGAGAUCCAAAGACGAUGAUGAGCUGGGCUUGGUGUAGAUUUAAUCUUAACAAUUUAUGCAUGCAGUGAAUGACAAGUAUUUGUAGACAGUAGUGUUUCAGGCCAGAGUAAUUUUGAGAGCUCAUUAUUAUGCAUAAUGUUUGAGUUGCAGAUGAAGUAUUCACUGAUAAAUUAAAAAUUGAAUCCUACACUUUUAUGACAUUGAUAACCUCCAAAAAUUAUGGUAGAUUGGUAAUACAGUCCAAAAGAAAUGUGGAACUGAUGCGAUUAAUUAGCAAUUUAAAGUAAUCUGUGCUGAUAAAGUGCAAAUAAUAUCUAAUCUGUGCAGUGCAGUGGUGUUUGUUUUGGAAUCUAUAAAAUCCUGAACUUGAUGUGCAGUCUUAAACAUUCUGUUUCCAGAAGCAAAAUUCCAGCUGUUUUAUUUCAUGCAAUAAUUUGUUAUCUUUUGCAUCACUGUACAUAACUUAUUGCAAUCUAUAUACUGUUUUAAGGCUUUAUUAUGUGUUCCACAUUUAAUAGGAAAUGAUUAAUAGUCAGUUUUGAUGGUGCAUAGCUCUAAAUACUUCACUUCUAUGCACCAUGAAUAGUUCCUGCAUCAUUUUAUAAAGUCAGAAUGUUUUUGGAAUUUGGGGGAUGAAAGACUGAACUAAUUUUAGAAAAGUUUAUAGGAUUUUCAGCGAAAGACCAGAUGAUUAGAUCUGGAGUUGCUGCACACUUGGAAUGACAUGUUCAUCUGUGCCUGACAGUAGAGUCUUCCUUUCUGUUGCUUAUAAUAAUUAAGUGUAAUUAUUUGCUGGUUUCAGUAACUGACCAAGAACAUAACAUUGUGGUCUUUGCACUUGAAAUGCUCUUGUUUUGUACAGUAUAUUCAGACCUUCUGUUUCUUUUGUCAUGGUAUUAUUUGUUGCCUGCUUUCAGUUGACAUUAGAACUGAAACAAUUAUUUUCCACUGCCAAUAAAAAAAAUCCUAAAAA